CUGAUUUGUUGAAUUGAAUUGAUGAAUUCUAAAGCAGCACCAGCAGUAAAGCUAGGUUAAAACAAUUUCAGUUUUCAGAGCUCAAUUUUAAAGAAUAAGUUGAAAUAAUAAUUAUAUUAUUGGUUGUUUAUUUGUCCUAGUGUCUGCUGAAUUUGAUGCUCAAAUUUGAUAUCCUGUUUUAUUCUUCUCGUAAUCAUGCUAAAAACAGGAUUUCAAGAGUCAAAACAAAUAGCGAGGCUUUGCUAUUCAACCACCAGAGAUUUCGUAAAUAGAAAUCCCAGAAACUUAGAACGUAUGAGAAUUGGGCGCAAACCAGAUGGUUAUCAUUUAGAUAAGCCUGGUCGAAAAUUUUGGCACAAAUUGAUUGUAACACCCUCAAAUAGAACUGUUACAGCACAACUUGUACAUUAUGUGAAUGGGCCGGUUAUUGAGGCUAAAACAUCUGAGUGGGCACUACGCAAACAGCUCUAUAGUACAACAGACACAUGUGCAUACAUUAACUUAGGCCGUGUCUUUGCUCAAAGAUGUCUUGAAAGUGGAAUAUCUGAAAUGUACUAUGACAAACAACCACUCGAAGGAGGUAAAAUUCAUAAUUUCUUGAAGGAAAUUGAAAAGGGAGGUAUUCGGUUACAGGAACCCGAAGUUUUCAAAAAAGCACAGCCUUGGGAUAUGCACAGGCCUGAAAAGCCUUGGGAUGUGACAGAAGAAUAAUGAUUUUUUUAUGUGAAAGUUAGUUGUUAAAAUAAUGAAUAAUUAAUUUGUAAUAUAGCUAGCUGUAUGUUGUUUGUAGAUUAAAAGAUUAUUGGGUAACACUAAAAAGAA
Messenger RNA from Leptidea sinapis, 822 nucleotides. It is a transcript of the gene mRpL18, whose product is annotated as 39S ribosomal protein L18, mitochondrial. NCBI's taxonomy places the organism in Eukaryota, Metazoa, Arthropoda, Insecta, Lepidoptera, Pieridae. Gene Ontology annotation, molecular function: 5S rRNA binding; structural constituent of ribosome. The record is from RefSeq and is a predicted model, not a curated record. Gene Ontology annotation, biological process: translation. The transcript has 2 exons. Gene Ontology annotation, cellular component: mitochondrion; ribosome. The coding region runs from base 196 to 711 and encodes 171 amino acids.